This is a messenger RNA of Scatophagus argus, 3089 nucleotides long. Its product is annotated as integrin-linked protein kinase. Gene Ontology annotation, cellular component: focal adhesion; stress fiber. Gene Ontology annotation, molecular function: ATP binding; protein binding; protein kinase activity. The coding region runs from base 327 to 1685 and encodes 452 amino acids. The record is from RefSeq and is a predicted model, not a curated record. Gene Ontology annotation, biological process: protein phosphorylation; substrate adhesion-dependent cell spreading; integrin-mediated signaling pathway. NCBI's taxonomy places the organism in Eukaryota, Metazoa, Chordata, Actinopteri, Scatophagidae. The transcript has 13 exons.
CAGACCGCUUACCACGUUACGUUACCACGCACGUACGGCUGUGAUGAGGGUGUGGACAUCCCCACAUCAUUCAACCUACCAGAGAUAAUAUAACGCUGCCAAUAACUUCCACUCCGUUUAGCUGCAUUACACCGCAAUAGGCUAAUAUACCCGGUUUUGUGUGAGUGACGCUGAGCCUCUCUUAUCGUUUCCCUCAUUGUCCCAAAGGAGGAACUGAUGCUGGAAGGGGCCCUGCCUGCUGAACCCCUCGGGUUACCUCUCCCAUCGGUCCCAGUUUAAUUCUGCAUCUAAUCACACCUUAAGAGAAGAAGAAUACAGCAGGCAAAAUGGAUGAUAUCUUUACGCAGUGCCGGGAAGGCAAUGCCGUGGCAGUUCGCUUAUGGUUGGAUAAUACUGAAAAUGACCUCAACCAAGGAGAUGACCACGGCUUCAGCCCGCUCCACUGGGCGUGCAGGGAAGGCCGCUCCAGCGUGGUGGACAUGCUCAUCAUGAGAGGGGCUCGCAUUAAUGUCAUGAACCGUGGAGACGACACGCCUCUGCACCUGGCUGCCAGCCAUGGACAUCGUGACAUUGUGGGAAAGCUCAUUCAGUGCAAAGCAGACACUAAUGCAGCCAAUGAACAUGGGAACACUCCACUGCAUUAUGCCUGCUUCUGGGGCCAGGACCAAGUGGCUGAGGACCUUGUGACUAAUGGAGCUCAGGUGAGCAUCUGUAACAAAUAUGGGGAAACUCCCCUGGACAAAGCCAAACCUCACCUGCGUGAACUGCUCAGAGACAAAGCUGAGAAAAUGGGACAGAACUUGAGUAAAAUUCCCUUCAAAGACACAUUCUGGAAAGGCACCACCAGAACUCGACCCCGCAAUGGCACUUUGAACAAACAUGCAGGCAUUGACUACAAACAACUCUCACUCCUGGCUAAAAUAAAUGAGAACCAGUCUGGAGAGCUGUGGCAAGGACGCUGGCAAGGAAAUGAAAUUGUUGUUAAGAUGCUAAAAGUUCGUGACUGGACUACAAGAAAGAGCCGAGACUUCAAUGAGGAGUAUCCCAAACUCAGGAUAUUUUCACACCCGAAUGUCCUACCCAUGUUGGGAGCAUGUCAGUCUCCUCCUGCCCCUCACCCCAUCAUCAUCACACACUGGAUGCCUUAUGGCUCCCUGUACAACGUGCUGCAUGAAGGCACCAACUUUGUGGUGGACCAGACGCAGGCAGUGAAGUUUGCCCUGGACAUUGCUUGUGGAAUGGCCUUCUUACACACACUUGAACCUAUGAUCCCUCGCCACUAUCUCAACAGCAAGAGUGUUAUGAUAGAUGAAGAUAUGACAGCCAGGAUCAGCAUGGCAGACGUCAAGUUCUCCUUCCAGUGCCCUGGCAGGAUGUACUCGCCUGCAUGGGUAGCCCCCGAGGCCCUGCAGAAGAAGCCAGAAGAGAUCAACCGUCGGUCAGCAGACAUGUGGAGCUUUGCAAUCCUGCUGUGGGAGCUGGUGACCAGAGAAGUGCCAUUUGCUGACCUGUCCAACAUGGAAAUUGGCAUGAAGGUUGCCUUGGAGGGUUUGAGGCCCACUAUCCCCCCUGGCAUAUCGCCCCACAUUUGCAAGCUCAUGAAGAUAUGCAUGAAUGAAGACCCAGCAAAGAGGCCUAAAUUUGACAUGAUUGUGCCAAUUCUGGAAAAAAUGCAGGACAAGUGAAAAUCCUCCCAGACCCCUCCUGACCUGAACCGGAUAUCCUUACCCCAGAUGAUGGUGUGGUGCUUACCAGUAUUGCCUUAAACUCUUAUUCUGCCGCUGCAUUCAUCGCAUUCAUUGCUUCUGAGACAGAUUCAGCAGCAGUCACGUCUUUUAUAUUGUUUUUUUUUCCCGUCAUUUUUCAAGGUCAUAUUGAGUUUUUAUUUGUGUCUUCUUCUUUGUCACUGAUCCGCUGAUACUGUCUCCGCAACCUGUAAUCACGUGGACUGAGUACAAUCUUCUUCAAUCUUUCAGACUGAAUAACCUGUGGAUGUCGGCAUGUCAGUCUGUUGCAUUGCUUCAGUGGACUUCAGGGCUUAUUUUGUAUCUGGAGUGAACUCACUAUCAAAAAAGUCACAGCGUAAGAAAAAUAAUGGGGGUUUGUUAUUAAAAACAAUUAACACUGAAACCCCUCUUUAGAGGGAAAAAGUUUGUUGUGUCAGCAACAAGCUGUGUAAAACUGAGCAAGCAUGAUGGAUGUCUGAAACAAGCAUUUAAAGAAGAUUAAGAAAAAUGUAUGUGAAUGAAUGGUGGCAGUGAAAAUACGUGCCAGUGUUGUACCAUUCAGCUUCGCUCUGUAGUGAUGUGUAAAGCUUGACCUGUCUUAAGCGUUGGUCCCUGGUUUAUAUCCUGUACAACCUGCUGACAGUGAGGUAAAACUGGCUUUUUUUUGCAGCAAACAUGUUUGUGUUGAUCUUAGGGGUUUUGCCAAGGAUUACAUUCACAAUGUAGUUCAAGAUGGUGGAUUUCGUCUUUUUAAUCCUAAUAAUGUAAUGUAAUUAACUGGAUUACUCAAAUGUAUUGCUGCAAUCUAAUUUAUUUUCAUUGUUUUCCCUUCAGAAUCUUAACAUAAGAGUUUUUAUUAUGAUUUGAAUUCUGUUAACUGUAGAAUUCAACAAAAGGUCAGUCUCUGGUUCAAGAUUCCUGAGAGUAUUUGUGCUUAAAUCGAGUGUCAUUAACAGGUUGGAUACUGACAAGUAAUGUAAUCCCUUGUAGUUUGAGGAAUGAAUACUGCAACCCAGGCUACAAUGUAUUCAUCGAUAUGAUUGGUUCAGUUAUGUUUUCUUGUUGAGCAACAGGACAGUCUACAUCAAAGCUGCUGCCAACAGAAGGUGACUGAGUCAUUAAGGGGUUCUAUUAACAUCAUACAGUUUGUCCUAUUGGGUUCUCGCUUAUUUUAUGAAGUUGAUCCUCUAGAUGACUUCUAACUUGAAAUCAGUCUCAUGGGUUGUUUCCUCUCCCUGCAUUGUUUCUGUGCCUCCACCGGCUUGCUUGUUUGUGCUGAAUCACAGGUUGAAGCCAAAAUCAAGAAUGACUUAUACAAAUGUAUGUAUUUAUAUAUAAGUAUAUUAAAAAGGACAAAUAUGG